GCUGGUUGCUAGCCGCGGUUUGCUAGCCGCUCAGAGCUUCAUUGUCACCAGUCUCGGAGGCAUCGCCGACGGCCCUGGGGCGCCAGAUCGUACACCUGGCCGAUCCCCCGGCCCGGUUCUUUAGGCUUUGCCCUCGCAGGGCCCACUGUCUGCCAUGAAAAGCUCCAGGGCUAUCAGAAGUGCCCCUGAAGGCAGCCCUGAAUGUGCAGACCUGAGUCUGACCGGCCUUCCUCCACCGCUGUCCCGGCGCCCCAGCAGUGCUUCAGCCACUAAGCCCUUCGUGCGCUCUGUCUCUGUGGCCACAGGCAGCGAGCCCAGGAGGAAAGCGCUGGAGGCUGCAGGGCCCGGAAGCUCCAGGGCCAUCAACAACCUUCGAAGGUCUAACAGUGCCACACAGGUCAACCAGCCCUGGACUGGCUCCCCCAGGCCAGUGGAGUCCCCCGACUUCCUGACACUGUUCGAGGGGAGCCCUGGUGGGAGAAGGAGGCCGGCGGGUCUGAGCAAGCCAUCUGGUGAAAAGGCAGCCACUUGGAAUGUACUGGAUGAGCACCCCAGGAUGUGCUCCCCAGCCAACACUCAGAAUGCCAGUGCCCUUGAUGUCCCUGUGGGCCCACGGAGGAAGGAGUGCACCCUGGCACCCAGCUUCACUGCUAACAACAGGUGGGACCCUUGCAGGAGCAACAAGGGAGCUGUGGGCAACUGCGUCACCUCCAUGGUGCACAACCGCUACACCCCCUCGGAGAAGGCGCACCCCCUCAAGAGCUCCAACCAGACCACCCCCUCCCUCAACAACAUCAUCAAGGCAGCCACCAGUGAGGGCAGUGAGGGCAACAGCUUUGGGAAGAACUUCACCAGCAGCUGCCACCCAGCCCAGAGUGCAGCCACAGGGAGGAGCUCCCCCGUCAGGCGGAAGGAGGUAACCGAAGAGGAGGCUGAGAGAUUUAUUCGCCAGGUGAAUCAGGCUGCUGUCACCAUCCAGCGCUGGUACCGCCGCCAGGUGCAGCAGCGCCAUGCAGGAUUCAGAAGCCUGGAGCACCUGCUGGCAUCCAAGCGAGAGGAGCAGCAGCAGCAACAGCGACUCGGUGGUGGGAACCUCCUGGAGCUACACCGGCAGAAGGAAGUGGCGAGGAAAAAGGCCCGAGAGGAGAAGGCUCGCCAGGCCAGGCGGGCGGCCAUUCAGGAACUGCGGGAGAAGAGAGCCCAGAAGUCAGGGGAAGCUGAGCUGCCCAAGAAAAGCCCAGAAACCAGAACACUAGGGCGGCCUCUGCCUACCCAGAGGCCUCUCCUGAUGCCAGGCAGCACGGCUUCCCAGGGCCUCAAGGCCAGCAACUCUGGUGCCACCAUCCACCCUGCAAGUCCGAGGGACCCCUGCCUGCCCAUCUCCAACUCAUCCCCAGAGCCCCAGCAAUCUCCAGAGCACAAGCUGCAGGCUGUCCACUCUCAGGAUCUGGCCAGUGAAGAUGUGGAGACAGUGGCCCUUGUUAGGAACAGGGCCAAGUCCAGGGCGACCCUGGAUCAGCUGUUGGACUCACUACGAUUGCUAGAGGAGGAGCCAGAGCCACUGCCCCGCCCCAGGGCCUAUCAGAAGGACAAAUAUGCCUGGAUUGAUGAGGAAGAUGACACCAGCUCCCUGACAGCUGACAACCUGGAGAAAUUUGGGAAACUCAGUGCACCCCCUGGGCCCCCUGAGGACGGAACACUCCUCUCAGAGGCCAAGCUGCAGAGCAUCAUGAGCUUCCUAGACGAGAUGGAGAAGUCAGAGCAGAGCCGGCUGGGCCCUCAGAGGGAGCAGAGGCAGGUGCCCGAGGCAGGGCGAGGCCAUCCGGAGCUGGUGUCCAGGGGGAAUGCGUCCGUGAUGCGGCUGAAGCUGGAAGUGGAGGAGAAGAAGCAAGCCAUGGUGCUGCUGCAGAAAGCACUGGCACAGCAGCGUGACCUCACUGUCAGACGGGUCAAGGAAACGGAGAAGGAGCUGAGCCGGCAGCUGCGGCAGCAGAAGGAGCACUAUGAGGCCACCAUCCAGCGGCAUCUGACCUUCAUUGACCAGCUGAUCGAAGACAAGAAGGUUCUGAAUGAGAAGUGUGAGGCACUGGUGGCGGAACUGAAGCAGGGGGACCAGCGGUGUCGGGAGCGCCUGGCCCAGAUGCAGGAGCAGCAUGAGCUGGAGAUUAAGAAACUCAAAGAACUUAUGAGUGCCACUGAGAAAGUCCGCCGGGAAAAGUGGAUCAAUGAGAAGACCAAAAAGAUCAAGGAGAUCACUGUCAGAGGUCUAGAGCCCGAGAUCCAGAAGCUCAUCGCCAAGCACAAGCAGGAAGUCCGGAGGCUCAGGGACCUGCAUGAAGCAGAGCUGCUGCAGCGUGAGGAGCAGGCUGCACAGCGCUACCUGCGCCAGGCUGAGGAGCUGCGGGAGAAUGUGGAGCGGGAGAAGGAGGCACUGGGCCAGCAGGAACGCGAGCGUGCCCGGCAGCGGUUUGAGCAGCACCUGGAGCAGGAACAGCGGGCCUUGGAGCAGCAGCGACGGCGGCUGUACAGUGAGGUGGCUGAAGAGAGGGAGCGGCUGGGCCAGCAAGCAGCCAGGCAGCGGGCAGAGCUGGAGGAGAGCAGCUCAGCGCUGACCAGAGCCCUGAGGGCCGAGUUUGAGAAGGGCAGGGAGGAGCAAGAGCAGCGGCACCAGAUGGAGCUGAAGGCCCUGAAGGACCAGCUGGAGUUGGAGCGACAAGCAUGGGUUGCCAGCUGUGCCAAGAAGGAGGAGGCAUGGCUCCUGAACCGGGAACGAGAGCUGAAAGAGGAAAUCCGGAAGGGACGGGACCAGGAGAUUGAGCUGGUUAUCCACCGGUUGGAAGCUGACAUGACACUGGCCAAGGAGGAGACAGAGAGGGCAGCUGAAAGCCGCGUCAAGCGUGUGCGCGACAAGUACGAGACCGAGCUCUCGGAACUGGAGCAGUCAGAACGGAAGCUUCAGGAGCGGUGCACAGAGCUGAAGGGGCGUCUGGGGGAGGCAGAGGGGGAGAAGGAGCGUCUGCAGGCCCUGGUGCGGCAGAAGGAGAAGGAGCUGGAGGAUGUGCGGGCAGUGAAUGCACAGCUGUCUGGUGAGCGCAGCAGUGUGACCCAGAUGGUCCGCCAGGAGUUUGCUGACCGGCUGGCUGCAUCUGAGGAGGAGAAUCGACAGGUCAAGGCCAAGCUGGCAGAGUUGCAGGCUCGCCAGCAGCUGGAGCUGGAUGAGGUGCACCGCAGGGUGAAGACUGCCCUGGCCAAGAAGGAAGAAGCCGUGAACAGCCUCCGGAGGCAGCAUGAGGCCGCGGUGAGGCGGGCUGACCACCUGGAGGAGCUACUGGAGCAGCACAGGCAGCCACCUCUGAGUGCCAAGUGAUGCCACUUGUGGGACAGAGGACAAGCCAAUGCGGGUGCUGGGCCCUGUGACUGGGGGUCCCAGGUUGUGCCCACUACAGCACCGUGCUGCACUAGGGGGGGCAAGCCCUGGGUGAGCCCAUCAUUGCCCAUUCUUCCUCAGGAUGCCUAUAGUCAGAGUGUUUGCAGCCAUGUUUUACAGUAAAAGAGGAGUGG
Octodon degus (degu) is the source of this 3561-nucleotide messenger RNA. RefSeq names its product centrosomal protein 131 (gene Cep131). Lineage: Eukaryota; Metazoa; Chordata; Mammalia; Rodentia; Octodontidae. Gene Ontology annotation, biological process: cilium assembly; regulation of centrosome duplication; intraciliary transport involved in cilium assembly. Gene Ontology annotation, cellular component: centriolar satellite. The record is from RefSeq and is a predicted model, not a curated record. Bases 155 to 3367 code for a protein of 1070 amino acids. The transcript is spliced from 26 exons.